GCAGAUCUCUUAGAUCUAGUUCAGUGUCAGUACUGCGAUGGUAAACACAUGCUGCCUAACAACACUACACUUUUUGCAGUUUGUCUCAGAUCAUCAUGAUUCGUGCAGCUGUGGUUCUCUGGAUCUUAUCAGCAGUGGUCUGUGUGGGAAGAGGUGCUCAUGAUCCAUGCCAUGUCCAAGACACCACAGUGGACCGCUUCAACGAUGGAUCAGCAAUGGUGAUAUUGGCCAACAAAGAGUUUGCCUUCCACCUGUACAGGAAAUUAUCAGGUCUCUCUGACUCCCAAGGCAAAAACAUCUUCUUCUCACCUGUUAGUGUAUCUGUGGCCUUGGCUGCUUUGUCUGUAGGGGCACGAGGAGAGACCCACCAACAGAUUUUCAAUGGUCUGGGUUUCAACAUCUCCCAACUGUCCCAAAGUGAUGUAGACCAGGCCUUUUGUAGUCUCCUUGCAAACACAAGGUCUCAUGAGGACAUCAGUGCAGGUACUGCUGUGUUUGUAGACAACCUGUUCAAACCUCAGCCUGAGUUCCUGGAUGCCUUAAAGCAGUCUUAUUUAUCAGAGGGCUUCAGUGUUGACUUCACCAAAGCUACAGACACUGCCAAAACCAUCAAUAAGUAUGUUUCAGAUAAGACCAGUGGAAAGAUCGACAAGCUGGUCGACAGCCUGGAUCCAAGCACAGUCAUGUAUCUCCUCAGCUACAUUUACUACAAAGGAACGUGGUCAGCACCACUUGACCCUACCAUGACCAAGCCGGAUGAGUUUAGUGCGUACAUGAACAAGGUUUCAGUCCAAAUGAUGAAAAUAAAAAAACACUUUUACACUUAUGAGGAAGCAAUUGACACGGGAGUCCUCCACCUUCUCUUGAACAACUCCUUCUCCAUGCUGCUAAUGUUGCCUGGUAAUAUGACAACUCUGGAGAAUGGUAUCAGCUCAGCACAUGUCACCAAAUGGCUGAAGGGGACAGAGUCCAGUGAGUUUGACAUAUAUGUCCCAAAGUUUUCCAUCAAGGCUUCAUACACCCUGAAUGAUGUGUUGAAGGAAAUGGGAAUGACUGACAUGUUUGAUGCAAAUCUGAGUGGUAUUUCAAAGGAUCAAAACCUGACUGUCUCAGAGGUUGUGCACCAAGCUGCCCUGGAUGUUGAUGAAGUUGGAGCCGCUGCUGCUGCUGCUACAGGAAGUGCCAGCACAGUUUAUUUAGGUUCACCGGAACCAGAUUUGAAGUUUGAUCGUCCUUUCAUGUUGAUUAUUAUUGAUAGGUAUACAGAAAACAUAUUUUUUAUGGGAAAAAUUGUCAACCCGAACCUAUGAUAAAGUGUUCAUGUUCAAGAAUAGCUAUUAAAUUUAAAUGUGAAGAUAAUUUAUUUAGUGUUUAAUAU
Messenger RNA from Nematolebias whitei (Rio pearlfish), 1378 nucleotides. Its product is annotated as alpha-1-antitrypsin-like protein CM55-SI. The transcript has 5 exons. The record is from RefSeq and is a predicted model, not a curated record. Bases 96 to 1310 code for a protein of 404 amino acids. NCBI's taxonomy places the organism in Eukaryota, Metazoa, Chordata, Actinopteri, Cyprinodontiformes, Rivulidae. Gene Ontology annotation, biological process: negative regulation of endopeptidase activity. Gene Ontology annotation, molecular function: serine-type endopeptidase inhibitor activity.